AUGGAAAAAGAUCCUGCGUUGGGAAAAGUGCCGCCCCACAUCACUGCCAUGGCGUCCCAGCCCUCGUCGGCCAAUAUGCUCAACACCAGAGCCAUGGGAACCGCGACAACGCUUCAAAUGCACGACGAAGAGCAGAUUGCACUACUACUGUGGGUGCAAAACCUACGAUCGGAAGGCAUUCCUGUCAACAGGCUACUUCUUAAGUGCAAGGCCAUGGAAGUUGCACAAGAUCUCGGAUUCCUUCCAAGUCAAUUCAAAGCAAGUUCAACUUGGAUUUCCGGGUUUAUCAAGCGAUGGAAACUAUCCUGGCGAGCGAAAACACGAUCUGGUCAAUCGAACCACUCUCAGGGCGAAGCCACAUUGGCUGAAUUCAGCCAGCGAAUUCGUCAAGUCGUGCUUGAGAAUGAAAUCGACGACAUCUACAAUGCUGAUCAAACCGACCGCAUGACGGCCAUGCUCUUGGCCCAUACGAAAGUAACCAAAUAUCCAAUGUUCCUGGUCCUCAAGUCGUCGAAGUCUACCGUCAAGAAGAACGUUCAAGAGAAUCUUACUCGUCGAAACGGAUUUGGCCCGCGUGUUUGGCCUGAAUCGUUGAGCUCCACGAGCGACAUGCCUCGCGCUUGCAAAAACCUCAAGAAAGUACUGCUCCUAUGGGACGAUUUCAGUGCCCAUUUUGGAGACGAAGUUGUUGCCUAUGCUCCAUCCUGUGACGUCAUGCUGGAAAAGAUUCCACCCACCUUCACACGGAUUUGUCAGCCCGCCGACGUCUCCUGGAUGAAGCCAAUGAAAGCCGCAAUGCGCAAGCGAUGGGUUUCCUACUUGCGAGCGGAGAUUAAGCAUCACAGCUCCAGUCAAGAUGGAUUUCGCUUACUGCCACCGACACGCAGCGACUUGGUCGAGUGGGUCAACGAUGCCUGGGAGAAUCUUCCUAGGGCAACCGUGGUCAAUGGCUUUGUCAAAUGCAACAUCAUUGACACACCUGCCAACACGCCUGCAUCCAAUGCGGACGAUGGCACGUCAUCGUCCACCCCAACGUCCACCCAAACACAAGCCAACGACUGA
Messenger RNA from Aphanomyces astaci, 1062 nucleotides. RefSeq lists its product as hypothetical. Gene Ontology annotation, cellular component: nucleus. Gene Ontology annotation, molecular function: DNA binding. Bases 1 to 1062 code for a protein of 353 amino acids. The transcript is spliced from 3 exons. The record is from RefSeq and is a predicted model, not a curated record. NCBI's taxonomy places the organism in Eukaryota, Oomycota, Saprolegniomycetes, Saprolegniales, Verrucalvaceae.